AUGUACUUACGAACAUCUGCAAAUAUAUCCGCACCACCGGUUUGCUCGCUGGCAAAAAAUGGCGUUUAUUGCCCUGCAGCGUUCCCAAAUUUCCUCUCCGUUUUCAAUGUUGCACUCUUCGCGGUUGCAAUUUUGUCAUCGAUAUUUGUGCUGUACAUUGGAUUAACUCGACUACCACUAAAGGAUAUCACGAAUCUCUACUCGAUACAUGUUGUUGCUCCUAUGCUCCUUAUGGAAAUCGUACAUGUUAUAAAGGCAGCAAAUGAUUAUGCUAGACUUUUCGGAUGCACGAACGUCUUUUUAGGGCAUUGUAUGGAUUAUUUGCUGAUGGGUACCAGCACAAUUUGUCAAACAUCUCUUCAGCUGUUUUCACUGACAUUCUUGGGAUCUUUGUUCUGUCUAUUCAACCGGCCACUUAUGUACAAUCGAUUCUUCGAUUUCAAAAAUUUUGAUCGUGGUUAUCGAAAGGAUGUGGUGGUUCUUUUCAGACAUUGGAAGUCCAUCAGUUUCCUGAAUCUGGGCUACAAGAGUUUCAGGCAUACGGUUGUUUUAUUAUUAUUUUACUUUUACGCGGUUUAUGAGGGUCAUUGGGAUAGGAGGCAACAGGGGCCGCCGGGUCUGGGGGCCGUGUUCACUGUGAUCAAAUAUUACACGAAGCUAAGUCACAGUCAAGAGAAGAGCAAACAUGCAGUUAUGCUCAUAUCAACCAUAUUUUAUACCGUACCAAUAAGUGUCACCAGUUUGCCAAUGUUCGGUAGAUUUUCAAAAGUUUUUCACUUCAAAAACCCAACGAUUCCAUUCGAGAAUAAUGCGUUAAACUUGUGCAUUUGA
Molecule: messenger RNA, 831 nt
Organism: Anisakis simplex (herring worm)
Lineage: Eukaryota; Metazoa; Nematoda; Chromadorea; Rhabditida; Anisakidae
Source: the annotation of a GenBank genome assembly